CAACCUGGAAAAACGUGAAGAAAGAAGUAUGGCAGACAAACAGGAGGAUUUGCCUCUGGACCGGGUGCAGAAGGCAGUUCAGAGCACUGCAGGCUUUCCUGAAGACCAAAUCCACCCCAGACUCUGCUCCUGGACGCGAGUCAACACCUCUCCCUCUUCACACUAUGGCAGAUCCUCAAGCAGACCCAGAACAUCCCCGUGUGAUCCCUUACAAGACACCGAGGACAAGCCCUUUGAAGCCAAACGACGGCUGCUGGGGAACUUUGACAUGUUUCUUUCAGACGACCGCAUUCGCCGCCUACUGUCCUCGCACAUCGGCAAGCACUUCUACGAGAGAAAGAAGGAGCCUUUGUCAUUGAACCUGCAGAGCAAAAAGCUGGCCUUGGACAUCCAGAGAACCAUCCAGGGAACAACAACCUCCAUUUCUAAGAAAGGCUGCUACUGGUGAGGCCUGCUCUCUGACUUAGUCACAUGGCUUAUGUGGCCCACUCUGGGAUGGCUGCAGAUGAAAUAGCAGAGAAUAUUGAUUCAGCUGUCAGCACCAUCGUGACAAAACUAC
Molecule: messenger RNA, 559 nt
Organism: Oncorhynchus nerka (sockeye salmon)
Lineage: Eukaryota; Metazoa; Chordata; Actinopteri; Salmoniformes; Salmonidae
Product: ribosomal L1 domain-containing protein 1-like
Exons: 5
Coding region: 29-448 (139 amino acids)
Source: RefSeq, a predicted model, not a curated record